This is a messenger RNA of Scaptodrosophila lebanonensis, 939 nucleotides long. Its product is annotated as caltractin. Gene Ontology annotation, cellular component: centriole; centrosome. Gene Ontology annotation, biological process: mitotic cell cycle; centriole replication. The coding region runs from base 106 to 669 and encodes 187 amino acids. The transcript has a single exon. NCBI's taxonomy places the organism in Eukaryota, Metazoa, Arthropoda, Insecta, Diptera, Drosophilidae. The record is from RefSeq and is a predicted model, not a curated record. Gene Ontology annotation, molecular function: calcium ion binding.
AAACAUAUAAAAUACAACCAAAAAAUACAAAAAUUUCAAAAAAAAUUGAUCGGAAACAUCGCAUUGAAAAAAAAACGUUACGGAAUAUUAUAAUACUCGGGCACCAUGACAGGCAGCUAUCUAAGCAGCAUGGGAUCGACCGCCACCAUUAUGCAGAGCACCAACUCCCUGAGCAAGGGAAUGCGUAAGGUGAAGCGUGCUCGCAACUUGCCCAGCUUCGAUCUGUCGCAGGAUCAGAAACGGGACAUCAAGAAAGCGUUCGAUCUCUUCGAUACCCAAUGCACCGGCUUCAUCGAAGUGAAAGAGCUGCGCGUGGCCAUACGUGCCCUGGGCUUUGAGCCAAAGAAGGAGGAAAUCAAACGCAUGAUGGAUGAGAUUGACAAGGAUAGGUCCGGCCGCAUUGCAUUCAACGAUUUUCUCCAUAUAAUGCGCAUUAAAAUGUCUGAGAAGGAUUCAAUGCAGGAGAUGCAAAAGGCAUUUCUAUUUUUCGAUGAUGAUCGCACUGGUAGAAUAUCGUUUGCCAAUUUAAAGCGCGUCGCCCAGGAGCUGGGCGAGAAGCUCACCGACGAGGAGUUGCAGGAAAUGAUUGACGAGGCCGAUCUCGAUGGGGACGGUGAAGUGUGUCGCGCCGAGUUCCUAUCCGUGCUGAAGAAAACUCAUUUGAUUUAGUUCGAAAACACCUUACUGAGGCAGCAAAGCAUUACACACACCCAUACCCAUACACCAACACACUCGCUCCCACACACACACACGCACACAUUAAUACAUUCAUUUACUCGUAUUUUAGUUUACAGAUGCAUGACCGGGGAACGACGUUGUGUUUUACGUUCAUUUUUUUGCUUCUAUGCUCAACUUUUAGAACAAAAAUGAAUGAAAAUUUUAUGAAGAAGUUUGGAUAUGCACCGUUUAAAUAAAGCUUUAAUCAGCACCAAUAUCGAA